AUGAAGCUGCUGUCUGUGCUGCUCGGCGUGGGGCUCGCCGGCGUUGGCCUCGCCGCUCCCGCCACCGAACCCUACCAAGUCAUCACCACCGAAGACGGCAUCCCCAUCAUCCGGACCAACAUCGUCCGGGUCGACACCGCCGCCGCCGCCAUCCCCGACGCUCCGCCGUCUCACUCCCUCGUCUCUCACUACGCCAAGCUUGCUUCGGGUGCGCUGGGUUGGCUCCACGUCCCCGGCUUCCGGGGCGCGCCCGUCUUCGACCACGACACGCCCACCGCCGUGGCCGAUUCCAACGGCGACGUCUGGGGCGGCAGCUACGGUAGGAAAGGCCACGGCAGGGGCCGCCACGGCCACCAUCGCCAUCGUCAUAACCGGAAGCCCUUUCACUUCUACCCGCGCCUGAGCCUCAAGGAUGGACUUCCUUUCAUUAUCCUCGCCGUUUCUCUGUCAGUGGUGGUUGCCUGCUCGCUCCUGAGGAGGACUGCUGCCGCGCUCCAGGGCGAGGAGAACCCGCCUAUUGACUCUGCCCUGGCUGAAAAGGGACGCCUGCAGCAGCGGUUUGAGGCCACGCAGACGCGGGCGGAGAGUGUUUCUCACCCCGCUGUCUCGCCUGCCGAGAGCUGCUGA
Molecule: messenger RNA, 627 nt
Organism: Purpureocillium lilacinum
Lineage: Eukaryota; Fungi; Ascomycota; Sordariomycetes; Hypocreales; Ophiocordycipitaceae
Source: RefSeq, a predicted model, not a curated record